Symsagittifera roscoffensis is the source of this 2199-nucleotide messenger RNA. RefSeq names its product putative O-acetyltransferase SAR0937. Gene Ontology annotation, cellular component: membrane. Gene Ontology annotation, molecular function: acyltransferase activity, transferring groups other than amino-acyl groups. Gene Ontology annotation, biological process: polysaccharide biosynthetic process. Lineage: Eukaryota; Metazoa; Xenacoelomorpha; Acoela; Convolutidae. Bases 122 to 2155 code for a protein of 677 amino acids. The record is from RefSeq and is a predicted model, not a curated record. The transcript has a single exon.
UACUAAUAAAUAGCCAAAACAAGAAUUAGCAAAUAUUCUUUAUAGUAUUAUUUUUCAAUAUUCAUCAGCAGAACUUUGCUUGACUUGUUGGUUUUUGGCAAAACCUUCGAAUAUAAAAAAUAUGGUUAACCAUUCUAAAUUUUCCCACCGAAAACACUUAGAUGGCAUUCGUGGAUUGGCGUGUCUAAUUGUUAUUCUUUUCCAUUGCGACUUGCCAUUAUUUUCCAACGGUUUCGUGGGCGUCGACAUAUUUUUCGUCCUUUCCGGUUUUCUGAUUUCAUCUAUAUUAUUGAGAGAGAUAAAAGAUACUGAAACUCUUGAUUUCAAAGUUUUCUACGCGCGGAGGUUCCGACGACUAUUUCCAGCAUCCGCCAUCGUUCUGAUUUUCACUGCAAUUUUAUACCGCAUUUUGGAACUUCCAGACUAUGUUGACAAACAUAAAGGAUCUUUUAUAGCAUCUUCGCUCUACUCACAAAAUUGGUAUGGAUUGAAAAUGGCACUGGAUUAUUUCACCGACAAAGGUUCAGACCAUAGUCCCGUCAUCCAUUUUUGGUCGCUUUCAGUCGAAGAACAAUUCUACGCUUUCUUCCCUAUUUUCCUGUUCCUGGUUUUUCAAUUAUUCCAGAAAAAUCUGAAGUUCAUAUUCACGUUCUUUAUGCUGGUUUUAUCGAUUACUACCGGGUUAAAUUGGAGCAUAGCUGUGGAUAAUCCAAUGAAUUCUUAUUUUUCAACCUUCGGUCGACUGUACCAAUUGUUUACGGGUACAAUAAUUUCACUUAUAGUAUUGUUUUAUGAAGAGAACAAAAAUUAUCUAAUGAGAAGUUCAUUUUUUCCGAAUCAAAAAUUAAAAAAUUUUGCAGAUUUUCUGUCUGGAGGAAUUUUUCUGCUACUUCUUUUCGUUAUUUUAGAUUUUAAUUUAGACGCCUUUUAUCUGGGAAUGUUGACAACAAUGUUUUCAUUCCUUUUAAUAAUUAUUCUAGAAGUUUCUGAAAAAAAUGGAGUCAUUAAAAAAGUAUUAUUUCACAACCGAGUUUUGUGUUACAUCGGAAAAAUAUCAUACGGGAGUUAUCUAGUGCAUGUUCCAAUGACUAAAUUUGGCGAAAUAGGCGGCUUCUUGCCAGCAAAUUUACAAUUACGAGCUCUUGUUAUUUCGAUAUCCACUUUUUCAACCGCAACCUUUUUGUGGCACGUGAUUGAGAGCCCUUUGACCAAAAAAGUCAAAAUUGAAAAAAAAUCCGCACUCCGUGUUAUCCUAUUUUUCCUUAUGCUUACAGCUUUACUACCUUGUAUCCUAGCGCUUAUUUUGCAAACUAAAACUAAUGCCUAUCAUCAUAUUAACCAAGACAAGACGUCAAAAAUUAUGAUAACGGCCAAUGAGUCAGCGAAACUUUCAAACUGCCAGCUUUUUAGUAGGUAUGACAGCAUUUUAAUAGCCGGCGAUUCGUUUGCACGUGCGUGGCUUCAACCAUUUUCUGCCUUUGGAAAUCAAUGCAACUCUUCCGUUGAGAUUAAAAUGGUAUCCAAUUCCGCCACAGUAUAUUUGCGACAUUACAAAAGUCAAAAUUUAUUGAAUAAUAGAAUGAUAGAUGCAAAAGCACUGAAUAAUGUUACCUACACUUAUUUGGAAUCGAAACGGCCAAAGCUCACCUUGUUUUUCUCAAAGUCAAUCCACGGAGCCAAAAUGUGGUAUAAAAAUUAUACAAUAGGUGCACCAAUUGACUUUGAACUUUGGAAAACAGUGAUUCGGAAAAUGUUUUUGGACUUCAUUCCCUACGUUUCAAACUACACAACGCCAGUGUUUGUAAUUGAACAUCCAAGUACAGUAUAUAAUCCAGAGCCGUGCAUUAAGCGAAUCAGAAACACAUUUGGAGAAAACUGGUUGAGCCAUACAAAUGAAUGCACAAUGUAUCUAUUCUAUGACAGAGGCGUGGCCUAUCUUCGAGAAAUGUUCAGCGAAUUCAAACAAAAGUUCCACAAGUUUCACUAUAUCGAUAUGGGACCAAUUUUGUUCGGAUACAAUUGUACACAUAAGCUGAAACCUGUAUUUGUGAAUGGAGUCCAGGUUUUCCUAGAUUCAAGCCAUUUGACACCCGAUUUUGCUUCACUAAACUUCGAAAAAGUGUUGAGAAAACUACCAAAGAUUGAGUCAAACUAACUUACACCAACUCUCUAUUUUGCCAAAGACUUUUGUUGAUUAUA